This is a messenger RNA of Closterium sp. NIES-67, 2319 nucleotides long. The record is from the annotation of a GenBank genome assembly. NCBI's taxonomy places the organism in Eukaryota, Viridiplantae, Streptophyta, Zygnematophyceae, Desmidiales, Closteriaceae.
AACCUCCAGCUUUUUCUGAGCCAGCUGCCAGUUGUUAGGACUCUGUGGUCGUUUAUUGGGUGACAUCAGCCGCCAUCCCAUCCUGGUCGUCCGUCGAAGCCGAGCUGUCUCAUCUGGGUGAUCUCCGAGCCCCUCCGUCCUCACCUCUCGCGCCCAAACCAAACCCUAGCCCUUUCGUGCGUGCACGUGGCCCUUCCCUCCCCUCUUCCCGCUUCUUUGCCCUCCCCCUCCCUCCCUCCCUACCUUCCCCUUGAUCCUGCUUUUAGACGUCACCCUCCGAAUAAUCUGAUCCUCUUCCACACAACCCAGCAUUCCAGCUCCACUGGGUUUGGGUUUGAGCAGCGCGGUGCAUUCCUACAACAGCUCGAAGGCGACAGGACCAGCUUCGAUUUGGAGUCUGAUCCUCUGCCCCGUUUCCUCUUUUGGCUGUAUCAAUUGCCGCUUGUACUCGGUUUUCCGGCGAUUGAGCAGAGGUUGUAAAUUGGUUUGAUAACGAUCCCCCCGCUGCCUCCAUUCACCUCCGUCAGCGGUACCAUGGCUUCGUUGAGCUCGAUUUAUGCGUGCUCGAUCAGCCAGGCAGCAUCGUUCAAUCACUCGCUUAGCUCGCCAAGACAGACGACAUCACUCACCGCCGCCGCGCCGUUGGUUCCUCGCGCCACCAGCAGCCACGGCUCAUCGUCCCAGCCGUCUCGCUCUUCGCCCCCGAGCAUGCCGUUCGUUCCUAAUUCGAAUUCGUCGCGUUCUCCUCUGGCGCCGUCGCUUAAGGCCACCGUGGCGGAUUGCCCGCCGACCGACACCAAGACGUCGAGCAUCACCCGCAGAGGAGACAGGGCGAGUGGUAUUUCCGCGAAGGAGUCGACUCUUUCCUCAGUUGAUCUUCAGACCGAUCCUCUGCCGGUCGUGUCGCUGGCGGCAGCGGCGCCGGUUAUGAAGUACUCUCGCGAUGGCAAGCUGGUGAUCGGCGUGGGAACCAUGUCGGAGGCUGCGUGGGCCGCCGCAUUCGGCAUUAACACCGGUCAUCUCAUCCCCGUGACCAGCCCUCGAUCCGCGCAGCUGCUGCUUCCGCCGCCUUCAUCUCCCGAUUCUCGCUCCUCGCUGCCGCCCGCUGUGUCGAGCUCGCAGGGCUCCGCUCCACGGGUUGCCACGUUUGGAGGACAAGCGGAGCGGAGUGCGUCGGUGGCCGCGCCUCAAGAGGAGAGCUUUGACAGGGACGGUGCUGCUGCGGUGAUGGAGGAGGAUGUGUGGCUGCAGAUUCGUGCUGAGGCACGCGCGGCCGCGGAGGAGGAGCCUGCGCUAGCGAGCUACCUGUACUCCACCGUUCUCACCCACAGGUCGCUGGAACCCGCCCUCGCUGCGCACAUAGCCAACAAGCUGUCGUCGCCCACCUUGCUGGCGUCGCACCUGUUCGAGCUCUUCAAGGAGACCUUUCUCGAGGACCCCAGCAUUCAAGCCGCUAUCCGGGCCGAUCUCAUGGCCGUGCGACAGAAGGAUCCGGCGUGCGACGGCUUUCUCCUUUGCUUCUUGAAUUACAAGGGCUUCGCCGCUCUGCAAUCGUACCGCGCGGCGCACAAAUUGUGGCGGCAGGGACGAUACAGCCUGGCGAUGGCGCUGCAGAACCGCAUGUCAGAGGUGUUCCAGGUGGACAUCCACCCCGCCGCGCAGAUAGGCAAAGGGGUGAUGCUGGACCACGCAACGGGAGUGGUGAUCGGCGAGACCGCCGUUGUCGGUGACGAGGUCUCCAUGCUGCACAAUGUCACGCUCGGUGGUACUGGUGCCAUUGCGGGCAUCCGCCAUCCACGCGUGGGUAGGGGCGCAGUUAUUGGUGCAGGGGCUCGGAUUCUAGGCCCUGUAACCUUGGGUGACAGGGUGAAGGUGGGAGCUGGAAGCCUGGUGCUGACAGACGUGGAGGCAGAGGCCACUGUGGUGGGCAACCCUGCUAAGGUGGUGAGGAGGAAGGGUGAUGGAAAAGGGGAUGGCGGAGACGAGUUUGUGCUGGACUAUGUCAUCUAAUAGAGGAUUAGCUAGGCAUGUGCUUCAUUGCCUGGAAAGUCCUGACAUUUUUUUUUGUACAUUUCAUCAUUUAUCGCAGUGUGAGACUAGUGGACUGUGAUGAUGGUAGCGGAGUAUGUUUGCCUCGCAUGCAAGCUUCCUCUGGCUGCCCAUAACUCAACAAGUGACGCGUUUCCUAUUUUUCCACUCUGCAUACACUUAUACAGUUAUUGUACCCGAGAUAUCUCAAAGACGAUCGAGAAUUUUAGAUCGCGUACUGUGGCGAUUUGUGUCGUGCGACCUCUCUAGUUAUCCCUCUUCCUAGUGUUG